UGUGUGUGUAUCUGACUGCUAACAGAGAGAAUACACAGUCCUUUCAAUGUGGAUGUUUGCUCCUCUUAUCUAGUAGAACACGUAAGAGGAUAGAUUUCUGUAAUCUCUUUAUGAAACGCCUGAUAGAUCUGUUCAGAGAGGCAUCAGCUAGCAAUGGCUUACCGUCUGUUUGAAGGCAAGGAGCACGCUGCUUCCUACUGGAAGUACAGGAUCUCUCCAUCAGAUCAUCUGAUACAACAGGUGCUGGACUUCCUGGAAAAACAGAAAGGUCGUCCCUUUGAGCUGGCGGUGGAUGUGGGUUGCGGCUCAGGACAGGGCACUUUGCUGCUGGCCAAACACUUUGCUUCUGUGGUUGGGACAGACGUGAGUCCUGCCCAGCUGGAAGUGGCGUUGCAGCAUGUUAAAGAGCCAAACAUCACAUAUAAACAGUGUGUGGCUGAGGAGCUGCCGUUUGCUGACAGCUCAGUGGACCUGAUGACAGCCAUGUCUGCAUUCCACUGGUUUGACAGGCCACGCUUCCUCCGAGAGGCCCACAGAGUCCUGAAGCCCCGUGGCUGCUUAGCUCUGCUCAACUACACCAUUGACAUGGAGCUCAGCCACCCCGACUGCUGCUCGCACACGCUGAACCGAGUCUGCCAAGAGUUUUACGCAGCCUUACAACCAUACCGCAGUCCUCAUCUGGGUCCCAGCUCCAUUGAGUUAUACCGGGAGGCAUGUGAAUCCCUCCCUUACCCUGACAAGGAGUGGCAAGAGUGUGUGUGGGUGAGAAGGCCCAUGCCUCUGUCCAGCUACAUGGGGUUGGUGGAGUCUUUCUCCAGUUAUCAGGCUCUGCUGAGAGAUGACCCACAGAAGGCCACCAGUCUCUCCCAGGACACCUGUCAAAGGUUGAUGACCAUAAUGAAGGUGACCUCGGCAGAGACAGAGGUGGCGGUGGCUGUGAAGUAUUUCUACCUGCUGGCCUGCAAACCAGAGGAAGCCUGACUCCUGCCAGCACCCACAGGAACCUGAACUCUUGUGUUUUGCCUACAAAUGCCAUUUAUGUAAAACGAAUAGCUCGACAUUUUGGUGCUGGAAAGUUGUACUUGGAGGAUGAUGAGCUGUUUCUUUAACAAAAGAUAUGCAAAGGUAUUGGUUCACUCUCCAAUAUCUUUAUCUCGCAGUCAUCCUCUCUUCAUGGCGCUGACACUGUGCAGAUUCACAGUAUAUGUUUGCAUUAUAUGACUGUGAUUUGUGAUUUGUUGAAGUACACAGGAUUUUAUUGUGUGAUGACUGAAUGUCUUACCCACUGUGGACAAGGUGAACAGGUGCAGUAUUUGCAAGGAUUGUUUUACAAAAUACCACUAGAGGGAAGCAUUUGAUCAAAAGUCAAAGUCUGCAUAUGUUCUUUAUGUGACAUCUAUGUUGCAUGGGAUCAUAUUCACUGACACAUGCAAUAUAAUAUUCACUAUAUGUAGACUGGAUGAUGAUGCCAUACUGUAUAACAUUUUUUUUCAAUGCAAGACUCACACUUUCUAAAAUUAUGCUGCAGAGUCUUUGAAGGGAAGCAUGAUUCCUUUGUGUUGGUGUCAGAGCUGAGACAGCUCUUUCUUCUUCCUGCUCCAAAGACAAGCCGGGCAGAGAAUGUGACCCGUCAUCAUCCUGAGACAUCUCCAGACUUUCUUUUCGGGUUUGAAGCUGAGUUCUUUGAUAGUCAGUCUUAGAUUUCCUUUCUUUGGAUUGUCCUUCUGAUUCCUCUGAUCUUUGUCAUCUUCGCACUUCUAAGGCAACAUUUACACCAGAGGUCACAGUGUUCACCUGUAUCUACUCUUUAUCUCCUGGUUAUAGCUACUUUUUAAAGUGUUUUGUGCUCUUUUAAAGAAGCAAAAGUGAGGUGCAGUAUACAUAAGUCUAACCCGCGAGCACAGACAAAUCCCCAUCAUCAGUGACACUCAGGUUCAGGUUGGUAUAAGCUGAAAAGUCAGCUGCCUGUAGCUCUGUAACCUGGCGGGGGGCCAGUACCACUAACCCCACUCUCUGUUUGCUGGAAGACACCAUACAGUGGAAAACAUGAAGUCACUCUCCAAAUAACUUUCAAUGACCUCCAAUGAUCUCUGUACGAAGAGCAAAUUUGCACUGGAUGACUCAUGCCUCCUAUCGGAUUUAUAUCCACUGAUGACACUGGCCCAAAUCUGAAAUAAGUAUCUGAAAAUAUCAGAUACCAUGUGCUUUUCUUUUCCUGGUUACAUUAUUAUAGAUGUGUACCACAUGAGAAAUAUUUGUAUAAUAACAAUGUACGAAAUGACAUAAAAUGUUAGAACAGUGUGACAAUAAAUAUGAAAAAGGUCGGUUGUAUCACA
Messenger RNA from Seriola aureovittata, 2336 nucleotides. RefSeq names its product putative methyltransferase DDB_G0268948. The transcript is spliced from 6 exons. Gene Ontology annotation, molecular function: S-adenosylmethionine-dependent methyltransferase activity. Lineage: Eukaryota; Metazoa; Chordata; Actinopteri; Carangiformes; Carangidae. The record is from RefSeq and is a predicted model, not a curated record. The coding region runs from base 154 to 981 and encodes 275 amino acids.